Molecule: messenger RNA, 1726 nt
Organism: Coregonus clupeaformis (lake whitefish)
Lineage: Eukaryota; Metazoa; Chordata; Actinopteri; Salmoniformes; Salmonidae
Product: transmembrane protein 138
Exons: 5
Coding region: 638-1132 (164 amino acids)
Cellular component (GO): cilium
Source: RefSeq, a predicted model, not a curated record
UGCUGUGUUGUGGAUGGUCCAGAGAGCGUGCAUAAUAUGGUGAGAAUUACGCGCGAGUAGACUCCAGAUAGAGAAAUCUUCAAAAUCUCAAAAAGGGACAUUUCAGAGUCUCUGUUGAAUAUAGCUGUGGAAUGGAUUUACAGCCAGUAGAAAGGUGAUGCGGGUAGAACACCCUAUUGGAAAGCGACUGUCAACUUUGCCUGUAGGUGUUCAAAGCUAACACCAUGCCAUAAGGAACUGUGUGCUACAACAAUUUUACUGUGGGCUGGAACUAUUAUUUUGGGCUGGAAAGAGGACCCUCUCCACUUUCAACAUGCUGAUAGCUAACAAUAGCAUUUUCAGAGAGCUCUUCCAAUGUCUCUGGCCGAUAGCAGGCCUCAGAACUCCUCAGUCAGUGGAAUAGUCCUUAAUUAGGAACAACAAACGCACUACACCUGCAUCUGCUCUACAUAAACACAUAUAUUGGACACAUCAAGCUGCCGUGCAGAAGCUCAAGCCGGCAGCUGGCAGCUGGCACCUCUGCAUGUGUGCACCUGUGUGUGUAUGUAUCCCAGUCUGCAUGUGUAUGUGAGCGUGCGCCACCUUGGAUCCUCCUUGGAGCCGCACACAGCCCGGGCGCCCAGCCUUCGGCCCGGAGAUGCUGCAGACCAACAACUACUCCCUGGUGCUGCUGAUCCAGUUGAGCCUGUUGACCUUUGACCUGUUCGUCAACUCCUUCAGCGAGCUGCUGAGGGCCGCGCCCGUCGUCCAGCUGGUGCUCUUCAUUAUCCAGGACAUAGCCAUCCUGUUUAACCUGAUCAUCAUUCUGCUGAUGCUGUUCAACACCUACGUGUUCCAGGUGGGCCUGGUGUCCUUGCUGCUGGAACGCUUCAGGGCCCUGCUGCUGCUCUCUGCCCUCUAUCUGACCCUGAGCAUCUCCCUACACUCCUGGAUCAUGAAUCUACGCUGGCUAAAAUCGAACCGCUAUGUGUGGACUGAUGGUCUCCAAGUGAUUUUUGUCUUCCAAAGAAUAGCGUCCGUGUUGUACUACUACUUCUACAAGCGCACCACAGAGUACCUGGGUGACCCUCGGCUCUAUGAAGACUCGCCUUGGCUCAGAGAUGCCUUUGCCAAUGCCAGGGCCCGCCAGUGAGCAAAGAGCAGUGUGUGGAGAUGAAACUGGUAUGGACAGAUCCAAAAUAGACCCCUCCCCGUCCCCCGGACACAGAGAGACACUGCUACGUGCAGAGCUGAAAUAGACGCUACAGUGCACAGUCCUGAGCUUAUAUGGAGGGAAGAACCAGAGGGAAGACCUCUGUGCUCUAUCAGACAUGGGUAAACUUUAACAAGGAGGGUGAAAAAUUAGAUUCUGCUUGGAUACAGCAAGCCACUUGUACUGUAAGAGGCAAACUGGUUUAGGGCCUUGAUUAAUGGACAGAAUGUUAUACCAAGAUGACUGUGAUGCUAAAAUGUGGGAACUCAUAGUUUGAUGUAACAUUGACACAACAAGUAGUAUUUUUUUUCACACUUUGAAACCUUGUGACUGGGUUUGUCUGUGUUAUUUAGUUAUCAAUGCAAUUAUUGUCUUUGUUGUUUUUUAUGUGGGAUGAUUUGUGAGUUUGUGUGCCAGAUUUUCUUGUGAAGUUGACUGGAAAGAAAAACAAUGUUUUAUGUGUUUAAAAUGCUUACUUUUGUCCUGCUUUUUGUACAAAUGUAUUAAACGAAACCCAGACGAUGCACACACUGA